Molecule: messenger RNA, 843 nt
Organism: Stylonychia lemnae
Lineage: Eukaryota; Ciliophora; Spirotrichea; Sporadotrichida; Oxytrichidae
Source: the annotation of a GenBank genome assembly
AUGGCCCCUGGCAACUCCAUCUGGAUUGAGCAUUGGAAUAAUUUUGACUACAAAAUGAUUUAGUAAAGCUAAGUUGCAAGGAUUCUCAUCAUCAGAUAAGAAAUCAAGUAUUCCAUUUAGUACAUGGCUAGAGGGUACUUCACCAGGAUGCACUCUAGCAGACAAAAAUAUAGUAGGUUUAGUUGCCUUAUAAGGCCUACAGUCAUUUGUCAAUGCUGUUGGAAACAGUUUAUCGAUCUUAGGCUCUCAUUGAAAAGUCAGAUUUUUAAAGGAGGUGAAGGUUAGUAAAUCUAUCCUCCUUCCAUCGAGAGAAGUGUUUGCUAAUUCUCUAACAAAAUAAAUCCUCGUACUAGAUUGAAGCUUUCUCUCAAGACUGGAUAAUUUAGCUUAGCACUCUUAAUAGCUAAAUGGCUCACAAAAUGCAAAGUAAGUUUACUCAAUAGAAUCAUUUUAAAAGAAAUGCGUCCAGGUUAUCUCAAAAUGUUCCUUGCUAAAUUUUUAGUGAAUAACAUCACAUUGGAUGGGCAACCAUUUUGUCUAGCUUCGAGGCAAAACUCUAUAAAACGUGAACAUUAAUAAAGUAUCUCUUGGAACACCUUAUACAUUAAAAUGAAACCAAGCUCUAUUCAUAAUAAAAAUUUAAGAAAUCUUUUUGAAAAUACCUGUAUGUUGGGGCUUGGACAACUUCAUAAGCAUCAUCACAUAUAUACAAAUCAAACUUCAGAAUUUUAUUCUAUAAUGGAGGAGGAUUUAAUUUUGAUGCUGAUCAAAUUAUUACCUAAUUCAAGUUAUCUGGAUUAGGCACAACAUCCAUAAGGUUUCCAGAGUCAAAUUCACUGCUGA